Molecule: messenger RNA, 885 nt
Organism: Blepharisma stoltei
Lineage: Eukaryota; Ciliophora; Heterotrichea; Heterotrichida; Blepharismidae
Source: the annotation of a GenBank genome assembly
AUGGGAAACAGUUGUCCAUGCCAAUAUGUUACAUCUGAACAAAUUGACACAGAUGAAAUCGAAGAUCUCAGAGUCGAACCCAAGCGAAAGCUCGAUAUGUCUAAUAUUAUAAAAUUCCAAGCAACAUGGCGAGGCUACUCAUUAAGGAAAAAAUUAAACAAAGAAAUGUCUGACUUCGUUGAGAUGAGACAUACAGAUAAUACCGCCGAUUUUUUAGCUGAAGAUAACCGAGAAAAUAAUGACGAAAUCGGAAAAUUUUUCGAAGACGGAGGACUUUACAAAGGUGAAUUGAAUGGUAACGUCAGAGAAGGCCAAGGAAUUCAUACUUGGCCUGAUGGAUCUGUAUAUGAAGGAUCAUGGAAAAAUGACAAAGCAAACGGAAAAGGAAAAUUCACUGAUUGCCAAGGCAAUGCUUAUAAUGGAGAUUGAAAAGACGACCAAGCACACGGAUAUGGCACUUUUAUUAAAGCAGAUGGCUCGAAGUAUGAAGGAGAAUGAUGGAACGACCAGCCUCAUGGCAAAGGCACAGAAAUUUGGCCUAAUAAAGAUAUGUAUGUUGGAGAAUAUGUCAAUGGAAGCAAAGAAGGACAAGGAGAAUUCAUUUGGGCUGAUGGGAGCCAUUAUAAAGGAGGAGUUAAAAAGAAUAAGUUUCAUGGAAGUGGGACUUAUAAAUGAAACAAUGGAAAAUCUUAUUCAGGGGAAUGGGUGAAUGGGAAAAGAGAAGGAUAUGGAGUAUUUAAGUGGCCGAAUGGAAAUGUAUACAUGGGGAAUUUCAAAAGUGAUAAGAGGCAUGGAAAAGGAAAGAUUACUCUUGCUAAUGGAAAACAGGUGGUUGGAUAUUGAAAUCAAGGGAAGUUUAAUAAACAUCAAGUAAAAAACAAAUAA